UGUUUCAAUAAGCCAAUGGUUGAAUUUCAUUGUUGAUGACAUACAAGAAAAAAUUCAUGAAGAUUUCGUAGAAUAAAGUUUUGAGGUGUAGAAUUUUUGGCCACUGCAAACAGAGUCUAGCACACAGAAAAUAUUCAUUCGCAGUGAGUCGCCCAGGAAAUUUAGAGGACUGUUAUACUCAUUCGACGCCACAUUUUUCGACCAAUCAAAAUCCAAUAGAAUACAAUUACAUUUACCUGUGCAGUACAAUCUCUGUUUCCGAGGUACAAAAUGAAACGAAAGAGGAAGAAAACGGAACAGUCAAACUAAAUUAAUAUAUGUUGAGAGAACAAUUAUAUAGCGGUAAAUAGACUCUAACAAAAUGGCGUCAGGUGGCGGAAGUACUCGAGGAAACCUCACAGAAGAACAACAUAACAAGAUUCAAAAUAAUUUCACAUUUCUUAUCCGUGAGAUAAAACAUGAUCCAAUGUGUGUAGCAGAUUCUUUAUUUGAAAAAGAUGCCUUCAAUGAGGAUGAUAAGGAGAAAAUAGAAAAGGCAGAGAAGGAUAGUAGAAAAGCCGCUGCAAAGAAAAUACUGGAUAUUAUUUUUGGGUGUGGUCACACUGGUUAUGAUAAAUUUAUAGCUGCUCUAUAUGACAAUCAAUAUUAUAAUGCUGUAUUUAAACUCGAACCAGGUUAUAAAGGCCAUCGAGAUAACGAACCAGGUAUUACUACAUAUGACGAAUUAUUGGCAGGAUUACAGGAACUGAAGUCUGGAUUGGAUGAAUUCCGUAAAGGUAACAUUGAUUUAUUAGGUAAAAGGAGUAUAGACAGUCACAGAUUGAGGACAAUGAAAGGUGAAGCACUGGAAAAUCUUAACUAUGUGAAAGAUAAAAAAUAUGUUGAGACCCGUGCCCUUUAUGAAGGUUUGAAGAUACUGAAGAAUCAUCAAAUCCUGGGAAUAGUAGGGGCGGCUGGUGAUGGUAAAACUGUGCUAUCAAUGAUGAUAGCCAAACAAUUCAUUGAAGAACGUCCGGAAUAUAAACCAUUGUUGAUUAAUGAUUUGGAUGAUUUAAAAGAAGUGAGCUUUGAAGAUGAUAAGUAUCUUUAUAUCAUCGAUGACAUGUAUGGUAAAUAUAAUAAAUUACAGGCACGUAUUGAUAAAUGGCCUGCUCAUUUUGGCACUCUUCGGGUUAAUAAAGAAAGGGGCAAAUUAGUUAUUAUUUAUGUAAUGAGAGAUUAUAUUUACCUUUCUUCCAAAUAUCAAUUCGACAAAUAUGAUUUAUUUGUGGAACAUGUUGAAAAAACAAAUAAAAUAUUUCUUCAUAAAGGCGAAUUCUCUUUAAACACUAAAGAAAAGGGACAAUUUUUAGAUUUUUAUGAAAUAUCAUCUAAUAAGAUAAUUUCCAAAAUUACUGACUGUUUCGGUUUUCCAUCGAUUGCCAGUUUGUGUAGCAAAUUAACGACUGAUAAAUUACCGGCGAUUUUUGAUAGUUCGCAUGAAUUUCUUAUUUUAGAAUUAGAAACGUUUUGGAACGAAAAUAAAUAUAUAUAUGCUAGACUAGCACUAGUAUUUUGUUUACAUACUGUUUCAGAGAAAGACCUUAAACAAAAUUGUCCCGCGAGAGUUAAGUCUCUUAUUUCGACCGUCACUAAAGAAAUAUGCCCAGAAUUUAAAUUGAAUGGCGCUAAGCGUAAUCUCAAUGAACUUUCAGAUACAUUCCUCAAACAUUAUAUGAACAUAUUUUCAUUGCGAGACUUUGUUGGGGUGCCAUUUUUACACCACCUUUCCGUUGAAUGCAUGGAAAUGGCUUUACAAUACUGUUCUUUUGAACUUUUGAUGUCAGUGGUUAGAACAAAUCACCAAGUAGAUCGGUGUAUUAAAAUACAUGACGAUUAUUUCGACGAGCUUUCUAUGCGAUUUUUAAAAGAAUUACAUGAUAAGCAUGCUGAUAUCGUCAGCCACCCCGCUUUCAUUGACUAUAAAUUUUUAUUACAUUUUCUUGGUAGAAAUGACAUAGCCAAUUUGUUGCACACCAAAUUUAUCAAUUUGGGAGAUAUUCGUGAAGUACAGGAAAGUGGCAAUUUUCUUCAUUACAUUACACUUCAUGGAGACAUGAGAUGUCUCGAAGCAGCACUCUUUUAUUUUCAUGAUCAGCUACCCCAAUUAGUUGAGGAAAAAACGGAUAUGGGGUAGGAUAUAAUCGGCCUUGCUGCUGUUUCGGUUCAUGACCCUAUCAAAAAAAUGAAUCUUUUAAAUGAAAAGGAAAUUGGAGACUUAUCGGCAUUACCACAUUUAGUGGUUUACUCAGAUAAAUUUGACAUUGUUAACCAUGUCAGUAAUUUCACAAACUUCGACAAAAGCAAGCGUGAUAAUAAGUCAAGAACAAUUCUUCACAAUGCGUGUGAUUCAAAGCACGACAAUCAUCAAAUAAUCAAUUUUCUGAUAGACAGGGCGUUUGAUGUAAAUGCUAGAGAUGACAGUGGUAGUACACCACCACAUCUGGCUGUUGCGCGAGGCAAAAAAGAGACUGUGUCUAUUUUAAUAAGUCAAGAAGCGGAGGUUAAUGCCAAAGAUGAUAUGGGCAGGUUACCUAUUCAUAUUGUUUGCAGCUCUUAUGGCGGUAGAACUGAUGUCGAUGUAACCCAGAUUCUAAAUCAGUUAAUCGAAGCUGGGUCAUUUUUACAUAAGGCUGAUAAACUCAAUCGAAUUCCUUUAUUAGAAAUAAUAGCUAAUGAUGACAUAAAGUGUUUUGAAAUACUAAUAAACAAGAUGACAUCUUUUGAUCCCAAGUAUAUCCAGACCAUAAUUGGUGAAGCAACAAAGUUACAGGAUAACUCCAUGUUAACAACUAUCUUAGAUCGUAUAUUGCCAUAUGGAACAGAUAGCAAUCUUUUUAAUAAAAGUAUUUUAUUCAUAUGUUGUGAAUCUGUUGAUAAGAUGAGAAUUUUAAACAAUAAAGGUAUGGAUUUUAAUGUAGUAGAUGAAAAUAACCGUAGUAUUCUACACCAUAGCUGUAGACGUGGUUCUAUUGACACGGUUCAUUAUUUAGUGAAUGAAAUAGGAUUAAACAUAAAUCAAAAAGACAAGACUGGUUGGACUCCUGUAUGUUAUUCUGUGAUGUCGGAUAUUGAUCCUAUUAAAAAACUCGAGUUCUUGUUGUCCAGGGGGUGUAGUUUACAGGUUUUGGAUGAUGACAACUGUAGUUUACUUCACAUUAGUUGUGGAUAUGGUGAACUUGAAACUGUUGAAUAUCUAGUAAAUCAAAUAGGGCUAGAUGUCCACCAUAAAGACAAUGAUGGUAACACACCGGUUGUAUUCUGUUCUGCCUCUAGCAUUAAUCCUGUCAAGAAACUCAAAUUCUUGUCAUCUAAAGGGGCAAGUUUACAUGCUGUAGAUUAUAAUAAUAGGAGUUUACUUCAUCGUAGUGGUAGAGAAGGUACUCUUGAAGCUGUUAAAUAUCUAGUUGAUGAAAUAGAGCUAGAUAUAAAUUAUGAAGACAAUGAAGGUUUAACACCGGUUAUGUUCUGUUGUCUAUCUAGCAUUAAUCCUAUCGAAAAACUCAAAUUCCUGUCAUCAAAAGGGGUAAAUUUACGUGUUGUAGUUAACAAUAAUAAUAGUUUAGUGCAUGCUAGUUGUGUUUGGAGUACUAUCGAGACUGUUGAAUAUCUAAUAAAUGACAUAGGGCUGGAUGUCCAUUAUAAAGACAAUAAUGGUUGGACACCGGCAAUGUGCUGUUCUGUAUCUAAAAUAAAUCCUAUCAGUAAACUUAAAUUCCUCUCAUCAAAAGGAGUAAGUUUACAUACUGUAGAUAACGACAAUAACAGUUUACUGCACGUUAAUUGUCGAGAGUGUACUAUUGAAACUGUUGAAUAUCUAGUAAAUGACGUAGGGCUUGAUGUCCAUUAUAAAGACAAUAAAGGUAACACACCGGCAAAGUGCUGUUCUGUAUCUACAAUAAAUCCUAUCAGUAAACUCAAAUUCCUGUCGUCAAAAGGGGUAAAUUUACGUGUUGUAGGUAACAAUAAUAUGAGUUUACUUCACUUUAGUUGUCUAGCUGGUACUGUCGAGACUGUUGAAUAUCUAGUAAAUGACAUAGGGCUGGAUGUCCAUUAUAAAACCAAUGAAGGUAACACACCGGCUGCAUUCUGUUCUGCAUCUAAAAUAAAUCCUAUCAGUAAACUUAAAUUCCUCUCAUCAAAAGGAGUAAGUUUACAUACUGUAGAUAAUAAUAAUAAUAGUUUACUGCACGUUAGUUGUUGAAACGGUACUAUUGAAACUGUUGAAUAUCUAGUAAAUGACGUAAGGCUAGAUGUUCAUCAUAAAAACAAUAUAGGUAUAACACCAGCUAUACAAAGUUCUUUAUCUAAUGAUAAUCCUAUCAAGAAACUCCAAUUUCUGACUUCAAAGCGGGUAAGUUUAAGUGAUGUAGUUGUGAAUAAUAUGAGUUUACUGCAUUUUAGUUGUCUAAAUGGUAUUAUUGAAACUGUUGAAUAUCUGGUGAAUAUAAUAGGGCUGGAUGUCCAUCAUAAAGAUAAUGAAGGUUGGACGUCAGCUAUGUACUGUUCCAGGUCUAAAAUAAGUCCUGUCAGUAAACUCAAAUUACUGUCAUCAAAAGGGGUAAAUCUGCACACAGUAGAUAAUGAUAAGGGGGGUUUACUGCAUGCUAGUUGUCAAGACGGUACUAUUGAAACUGUUAAAUAUCUGGUGAAUGACAUAGGACUAGAUGUCCACUGUAGAGACACUAAUGGUAGAACACCGGCAAAACACUGUUCUAUGUCUGACAUUAAUCCUGUCAGUAAACUCAGAUUCUUGUCAUCACAAGGGGUAAGUUUACAUACUGUAGAUGAUAAUAAUAGGAGCUUACUGCAUGUUAGUUGUCGAUUUGGUAAUAUUGAAACUGUUGAAUAUUUGGUGAAUGACAUAGAGUUGGGUAUGCAUCAUAGGGGCAAUAACGGUUGGACACCGGUUAUGUCCUGUUGCAUCUCUACAAAAAGUCCCGUCAGUAAACUGAAAUUCCUGUCAACAAAAGGGGCAAGUUUACAUAUAAAUAACGAUAAUACGGGUUUGCUGUAUUUUACUUGUCGGUACGGUAUAACUGAAACUCUUAAAUUUCUCGUGAAUGAAAUAGGGCUGUAUAUAAAUCAGCGUUCGGAAGGCAUUUACACACUAUUAUUAUUGUGUUUUAAAUCAAAUGUUCAACAGAUGGAAAAGAUUAAUUUCCUUAUCUCUAAAGGUGCUAAGAUUAUAAUAUGUCGACCAUAUCAAGAUGACAUGACGGACGAGGGUGACUAUGGUAAAUGUUGUUAUCCACUACAUCAUAGCUGUUAUCUAGGUACAUUAGAUACAGUAAAAUGGCUAGUCAAUGAUGCGGGAUACGAUGUAAAUUAUACUGAUGAUGACAAUAUGAUAGCCUUACUCUGGUCUUUUAAAACAAAAAUUCAACAACAAGAAAAGAUUAAAUUCCUUAUCUCUAAAGGUGCUAAGAUUAUAAUAUGUCGACCAUAUCAAGAUGGCAUGACGGACGAGGGUGACUAUGGUAAAUGUUGUUAUCCACUACAUCAUAGCUGUUAUCUAGGUACAUUAGAUACAGUAAAAUGGCUAGUCAAUGAUGCGGGAUACGAUGUAAAUUAUACUGACGAUGACAAUAUGACAGCCUUAUUCUGGUCUUUUAAAACAAAAAUUCAACAAAAAGAAAAGAUGAAAUUCCUUAUAUUCAAAGGAGACUUCUUCAAUAAUAUUCUGUAAACAGAACAGAUAUUUGGACAAGACGAAAACGUAGAGAUUUGAGUCAUAAAAUAAAUAUAUAAUAACUGAUUGGCGGGUUUCGAAUAAUGCGGGCUUCGUUUAAUUCAUAAGUGGUCACAAAAAUAACUCAUGUACAAUAAAAAGUAGAUUUGAGAUCGUAUUAAGUGUUCUACAUGUAAUUUUCGAAUCUAUUAAAAUAACAAAUACACCAAUAUUAUAGAUCCUGUAUACAAGCUUCCAAAAAUGAUGUAUAAUUUGCGUAAGGGUUUAGUAACGUUACGUACCAGUUCUAUAAAGUAGUUGUUUAGUAACAUUACUAAGUAAGUUCUAUAGAGUAGUUGUUUAGUAACAUUACUAAGUAAGUUCUAUAGAGUAGUUGUUUAGUAACAUUACUAAGUAGGUUCUAUAUCAGUAACGUUACGUACAUGUAAACUUUAUGGCGUUGUAUAGUAAAAUUUCUAAAUUUUGUUAAACAUAUAAGGUCGGUAGUGAUAGGGAUGUGGGUGUUCAACAUAUAGGUCACAGAGGGUCUGGACAAACAAAUAUAUAAUCUAUUCCGUCGAUGAUUAAAAAUUUCUCUCAGAUCCACCAAUGGUUCAAAAAGUGACAAAACUAACGGUAACCAACAAGUUUUAAGCGUCAGCGUGUUUUGAUAAAUGGGACCCAGACCAUUUCAAGCAGCUUGCCCAUGGAGAAUCGCCAUAGCAUCAAAACCAUAUCUCCACGUUUCCGUUUUCGAGAAUGCCUGAUAUCACUUCCCUUUUCCAGGAGUUCAUAUACGUAGCAAGUUAUCAGUAGUGACGGGAGACGGGAACAUUGAAAGAUGGUAGUUUUCUCAGAGAUUGUUUUAAAAUGUAACUUAAACAGAAUAAAAAGUUAAUAUUGAUACAUUGAAGUCAUCACAUAACGACCGGGUGAAAACAGAAUUCAGUUGUCUGGUUGUAGAUUAUUUAUUCUAGUGAAUUCGUGGUGGGGGGGGGGGGGGGUAUUACGCGAUCCAAUCCAAUACCCAAACAUCAGUGAAAACAAUAUACUAAUCAGUAAAUAUAAUCUCUCAUUCUGUGUCAGGUUCUCUGUUAGACAAAUUUCUCCAUUUCAGUCAUAUCCCAUCGGUAUAUUUUAUCUCCUGUAUAUUAUUAUUAUGUACAUGUAUUUCUAUCAAACAGCCAUUCCUCUAUUUUUAUAUUUAUCUCGUAUAUAUUAUCAUAUAUUAUAGGUCACGUGUACAUAUUGGCGUUCACGUAAAUGAUCCCUAUGUAGCUGGAUAUAAGAAUAGGUCUUAGCGCCGCUCUCCGGGCACAAUUUCCCUCAUAGCACACUGUAUGGCGUAUGCCCGUCUUCAUUAGCCCAGUCGGUGUAGAAGAGUAUGACGUUAAACCCCGUUUCAGUUCAUUUCAUAUGGUGCUAAAAUGACGCAACGAGGCUUUUAUAUAUUUUAUUAUAUAUCUAGUUAAACUAUUACUAUAUUUUAUUAUAUAUCUAAACUAUUAAUAUAUUGUAUUUUAUUAUAUAUCUAGUUAAACUAUUACUAUAUUUUAUUAUAUAUCUAAAGAAUAGUUACACUAUUAAUAUUUUGUGUCCUACAAAAAUAUUCGAAAAUGGUUAUAAUUAAAUAUGUUGUAUUGUACAUUCCAACUGUCUACCAUAAAUUAAACUGUUUCCACAUCCAUAGUAGUAGUAGUUCUUGGUGUUUAACGUCUGCUUCCACAUAAGUGAUAUCACACAUCCAUAGAUUAGAUAUAUUCUAUUAUACCACAUCCAUAAAUUGUUUAUCCAUUUAAAUAUAUAGAGGAUAUUUGUCGUUUUAGAGUGAAUAAUAUAUUUUAUUUCAUCGAGAAAUGUGAAAAUAUAAACGUUUUCUUGCUUAGAGAUGAAAUAAUAUAUGUUAUUCACGACAAAACGACAAAUGUUCUAUUUAUUUUAUGAUUUUACAAUCAUUUUAGGUAAAAACAACUAGCCAGUGGAAUAACACUUUUAUUUCACUGAUAAUACGCGGUAUUCCACUACUGAUUAUAAAAUAAAUUCUAUUAUACCACAUCCAUAUAUUGUCUAUGCAUAGAUUGUUUAUACAUUAAAUAUAUAUUAUUCUAUUUUACCACGCCCAUCGAUUGUUUUUUUUUAUUAAAUAUAUUUUAGAUA
Messenger RNA from Patella vulgata (common limpet), 7867 nucleotides. Its product is annotated as serine/threonine-protein phosphatase 6 regulatory ankyrin repeat subunit A-like. Bases 362 to 2176 code for a protein of 604 amino acids. Gene Ontology annotation, molecular function: protein binding. NCBI's taxonomy places the organism in Eukaryota, Metazoa, Mollusca, Gastropoda, Patellidae. Gene Ontology annotation, biological process: regulation of apoptotic process. The record is from RefSeq and is a predicted model, not a curated record. The transcript has 6 exons.